Messenger RNA from Sporothrix schenckii 1099-18, 4119 nucleotides. RefSeq lists its product as uncharacterized. NCBI's taxonomy places the organism in Eukaryota, Fungi, Ascomycota, Sordariomycetes, Ophiostomatales, Ophiostomataceae. Gene Ontology annotation, biological process: DNA-templated transcription; regulation of DNA-templated transcription. Gene Ontology annotation, molecular function: zinc ion binding; DNA binding; DNA-binding transcription factor activity, RNA polymerase II-specific. The transcript has a single exon. The record is from RefSeq and is a predicted model, not a curated record. Bases 1 to 4119 code for a protein of 1372 amino acids.
AUGGCCACAUCGUUGCACAGCUACCCGCGGUCACCCAACUCGUCCACACGCUCGUUUGACUCCUCGUCUGUCGCCUCGCCGUCCGCCACCUCGCCGCGGCUGCUACCCGCCUUGCACGGACGAUUCAACACGAGUGGCACUGGCACUGGCACCGGCAGCGGUAGCAGCAGCAUCCCAAGCACAAGGUCAGGAUCGCUGGCCUUGUCCGACGGGCGCCCGCCGACGCGAGGACUGGGCUUCACGGGCACACGACCACCACCAGCCUUUGCAACCAUCUGGUCGGGACUACCUGGAGCAACUGCAACGCAACAAGGUGUCGGCGUCCUACCUGGCGGCGUCGCCAGCCGUCUGCCCGCCUUGCACGAGCGCGAUCGCAGCCACAGCGACCAACACGACCACCAGCAGCCGCGGCCGCACGACACGCCCUACGGCUACCGGCACAGCCACGACCACCAUCAGAGUCACCUGUUGUACGGCCACGAGGCGCACGAGCAGCACACGUACGACCAGCACACGUACGAGCACAAGCACCACCAUCACCACCAUCACCACCCAAACACCAACCCGCCACGGCCAAACGCCUUCUCGCACUCGCACUCCCAUUCCCACGCGCACACCCACCCCUACUCGUAUUCCAGCAUGGGCCGCGGCGACUCGCUGCCGCCGACCGACUCCCUGGCCAGCACGCCGGGGCCGGGCUACAUUGCCUUGCCGCCGCUGCACCAUGGCGGCGGCGGUGGCGGGGGAGGCCGUGGAGGCAGCGCAACAACCACAGCAGCAGCACCCCCACCACCGCCAUCAGGAUCGACAUCCAUUGGCGGUCCUCAACAUCCUCUACCACCGUCAGUACCUUAUAAUAGCAGCUUAGCGGCCGCCCACCACCACCAACAACAACAGCAUCAUCAACAACAACAUCAACAUCAGCAACAGCAUGCAGCCAAGCGCGCGUACCGCCAGCGCCGCAAAGACCCCAGCUGCGACGCCUGCCGCGAACGCAAAGUCAAGUGCGACGCCACCGAAACGACCAGCUGCUCCGAGUGCUCCAACCGCCAGGUCAAGUGCCAGUUCACCAAGGAGACCAACCGCCGCAUGUCGUCCAUCAAGCAGAUGCAAGACAUGGAGCGCCAGCUGGACCGGCUGCGGCGCGAGAACGGCGGGCUGCGGCGCAUUUUGCAGGAAAGCCGGGCGCAGGGCGGUGCCAGUGGUGGUGCCGUCGCCAGUGGAAGUGGGUCUGUGUCUGUGGCCGGGUCCGGGUCCGGAAGUGGGCCGACGCCGAAACGGGAAGGAACGGACGGCCCGAUCCGGACGGACCUAGAUUCGGACACACCCAUGGCCGACCACAGCGCCAUGGAGGACGACGACUACUACGAACACCAGCCGCGCCAGCUUUCGCACAUGCCGCACCUCCAGCAUCCAGCGCACAGCAGCAGUCAAAUCCUCCCCUUGCUGCCGAUCCCGGACAUCGGUUCGAAUCCACCACGGCGGCAUCGGUGGACACCGCGGCUCUUGCCGUUUUCGGCUUCGACAAGACAACCACCAUCCGCCUAUCCCUAUCCGUCCUCGACGUUUGCUGGCAGCAGCAGUGGCGGCAGCGCACCACAGCCGCUCUUUGACCUCGGACGGGCGCGCGCCAACGUGCGCAUGUUUGCGCGCGGCCUCUGGGCGCCACCGGCGACUGCGCUGACACACGCAUCACAGACGCAAGCGUCUCUCACGACGACGACGACGAGCAAUCUUCCUGAACUGCCUCCGCGCGACAUUGUCGACAACCUACUGCACGCCUACUAUGCCUCGAUCCAUACCAUGCUGCCCAUGGUCCAUUGGCCGACGUUCCAGCGGCAGGUGGACGAGCUGUACCGGACGGGCCCCGGCCCCGAAACGCCGCCCUCGUUUGUCGCCCUUUUCUUUGCUGUGCUAGCGGUCGGCGGUUUGUUUAGCACGUACUUUGUCGCCGCGCCCACGCCGUCAUUUACCGCCGUCCACCUCGCCGAGGCCGCGCGUACUCUGAUCGAUCCGUGGACGAUGACCGCGUCGGUGACGCCGACAUUGGACGAUGUCCGCACGCUGCUCCUGCUCGCCAUCUUCCUCAACGAGUCCAACCUCAAGUCGGCCGCUUGGACGUGGCUGUCGAGCGCUGUGCGCAUCGCCCAGGCCAUGGGGCUGUAUGUGGCGCCGGCCGACGGCAGCGUCGAGGGCCUGGAGUCCGAAACACGCAGCCGUGUCUGGUGGUCCCUGUACGUCGUGGACCGUACGAUGGCGCUCGACGCAGGCAACCGCCCCGCGCUCAUCCAGGACGACGACUGCGACGUUGCUCUGCCGACAGACGACGGUACGGGCGACCCGUCGACGCAUCCGCAGACCAUGCUGGCGGUCUUGGAUGUCGUGCGCGCUUACACGGCCCUGGGACGACUGCUCACCGCCGCUUCGUCGUCCGUGUCUCCUGUUGCCGGAAACGACGGCAGCGGCCUGCCCCCCUCGUCGCCUCUCUCGACACCCUCGCCGUCUUCGUCCUUUGCCGUUCCAGGUGCAGGAGCAGCGUCCGCCGGUUCUGACGCACAGAUCCCCGCAACCCAUUUGGCCACCUUCGACCAGCACUUUGCUGCCUGUCUGCGCGUGUUCCCGGCCGUCUGCGACCCGGCCGUCAGCCACUAUGCGGACGUACAGCCGCCGCUCUCUCUGCAGCUGCUCAACCCACUUGCAUACCUGCUUCAUGCUCGCCUCGUCCUCCAUCGCUACAAUUUGGCGCCGUACGCUGGGGAUCCUGCCAGCCACCACCAUGCGCAGCACCCACAACACAAUCAAGCUUACAAUCAAACUCAGAAUCAAAUUCAAAAUCAAAAUCAAAAUCGACAUCAACAAGCUCGUCUCACGGCCGUGGAACAGUGCACCCACACGGCGCUCGAGACGGCCACGCUCCUCCGCCGCUCGGGUCUCGCGGUGGACGGCAACCCAAGUCCGCCAAACGAACAGGCCGUGGCAUGGGCCGCCAGCGCCACGUCUCUCUUGACAAUGCAUCUCCUCCGCUGCACUCUCUUCCUGCUGCUGACGGGCCACACCGACGCCGCCGCCUUGCUGGUGCGCGCGCUGUCUGCCAUUGCCGUCGUGCACCGCGACGUGGCUGCACCCUGCGGCCGUUUUUUGGCCUUUUUCACGUCGUGCCUGGCGUUUAAGCGCGCCGAGUACACGGCGUAUCUGGCACGGACAGCGCCGCCGACGCCGCACACGCCGCACACGCCGCAAACACUGCAAGGCCCACCAUCGGCGCGCCAGCAAACCGUACCGCCGGCCGCUGCACCGCAGUCCUUGUACGACGUUCUGGUCCGUGACGAAGAGCUGCUCGUGUACGUGAGCGCCGACCUGCAGUCGUCGCCCGAACGUGCGUGGGUGUGGGACAGCGAGGCGGGACCGGGACCAGCACCAGCACCGACACAAUCCGCUCCGAGCGACUUGCCCACCGACGCGCCGCCCUCGUCUGCCAAUGCCUUGUCCCGCCCCGAUGUGCGGAUGGGCCUCUCGGACGAAGAGAGUCGCGACUGGGGCGGCUGGGACCGGCUCGAAAACCGCGUGCGCAGCCUGGCCUCGCUCGUCGGGCAAGGUUCCUCUUCCGCUUCCGCUUCCGCUUCCGCUUCAGCCUCGGCCUCGGCCUCGGCCUCGGCGCCAGCGUCAGCUUCAGCGUCCGGUCCACUGGCAGCCACGGUGACGGCAAAUGCAAUGGCCGCUGGACCGCCACCGCCCACAUCCUACUCGACGACCUCGACUACCACCGGCACCACAAGCCCUGUUGCCCACUAUACGCACCAGCCCGUGUCGGCCCUUUCGUCGAUGCCGUCCAUGGCCGCCAUGCCGCCCAUGCCCACGUCCAUGUCCAUGUCCGCGUCAGCCUCGUCCGCAGCGACAUCGCCACACCCUUCGACCCUGCCGCCCCUGCAGCCCGGGCCACGGCCGCAGCUUCCACUACCAGCACAGCAGCACCAACAGCAGCCUGGCUUCGCCAUGUCCGACGCGCCGGGCGGGUCGGCAGCUGCAUCGCGCCGCGUGGACAGUCCUGUGCCUGCAGCGAGUGGAAGUGGCGGCAAGUCCAAGAACCAGGACCGCAUCAGCAUCGCCAACAUCAUAUAG